Molecule: messenger RNA, 1134 nt
Organism: Drosophila innubila
Lineage: Eukaryota; Metazoa; Arthropoda; Insecta; Diptera; Drosophilidae
Product: angiopoietin-4
Exons: 3
Coding region: 1-1134 (377 amino acids)
Source: RefSeq, a predicted model, not a curated record
AUGCGGCUAUCAACGGCAUUUCUGCUAGCGUUCGUCUCAAUUAUGUAUGGCUAUUCGCUGCCCCUGGAAGCGGAAUCUAAGAGAGGCAACUUAGCAUCCAAGCAACUGGAUGUCAUGGAUCGUAAGUUGACAGUAAUUCGAGGAGCACAGGAAGAGCAGCAGCGCAAGCUCAUUACCAUGGAUUUCAAGCUCAAUCAAGUGCUCAGUAAGAUGAUUCAUCUUACUCAUGCUAAGCCUGCCAAGGAGGAGCUUUCUUUCAACUUAAGCAUGGCACUAGACAAGUGGCAAAGCAGUUCGAAUAAAUUGGAACAGCAAAUAAAUAAAUUGCAGAUAAGCUUAGAACGAAGAAAUGAGCAUGACAAGCAACUGGAAAAACACUCUCAGCAACUGGAAUUAUUAAGUGAGGAUGCAAAGUUGGAAAUUGCCAAUGGGAAGGAGUCAAAGUACGUGCAGCCAGCAAAGGCGGAUUGCUUUGAGCUGGAUGUAGAGCAGCGUGUGGAUGGUGUCUACAAAUUUUUAGAGCCCGAAUUGAAUGAGAGGCAACGCGAUAUCAAUGAACGAUACUGCGCCUUUGCAACCGAUGGAUCUGCGUGGACCGUGAUACAAAGAAGACGCACCAACUGGAAGCAGAAGGAGGAAAACUUUCAUCGCAAUUGGGAUGAGUAUCGCACUGGAUUUGGUGACUUGUCAAAUGACUUUUGGUUUGGCAAUGAAUUCAUACACAAAAUUGUUUAUCGCGACGAUUAUAUACUGCGCAUCGAGCUGCAGGAUCACAAUGGCAUUGAGGCCUGGAUCGAAUACGGCCUGUUUCGGCUCGAUAGCGAAAGUUACAAUUAUCAGUUGGUGAUUGGCAAACUUAAUGAAAAUAGCACCACAUCCGAUGCACUCACAUAUCACAACCGCAUGGACUUUACCACAUAUGACCAUCGUUAUGAUGAUACCACUAUUGAUAAUGAUAAUGGUAAUGAUAAUGGUUGGUGGUCUGUAGCCAAAUCCAACUUAAAUGGUCACAGUAUUUUAUGGCACAACGAAUAUUCACUGAAUGCAUCACGUAUGCUUAUACGUCCACUCAACAUUAAUCCACUGCUCAUCGCCACUGACGAUUCUUACGACGAAGAUACUUCCCUAGUUUGA